AUGAUUUGGAAUGAACCCAUGAACCACCAUGACGGUUGUUAUUUUUGUUUGGUGAACAUAACGGGUAUUAACCGAAAAAAUCGAGCCAAAUGGGAAUAUCCUUCCUUACAAUCGGCACAUAGACGUGUCCUGAGCUCUAAGUCUACACCUGAACCUCAAUCUGGUACUUUACAGGAAGCGCCAGAAGAUUUUGAGACGAAAAAAGGCAGUAGUGAUAGUGACUUUGAUUGCGACCUGGGAACGCCCAAACCAUUUAAUCAAGAUGAUUUAAACGACUUAAUUAGAGAUCUGGGACUGUCAAAGUCAGUUUCAGAAAUUUUGGCUUCAAGGCUAAAAGAAAGAAAAUUGGUAACGAAUGAAACUACAAUUUCAUAUUACCGCACAAGAGAACAUAAUUUCCUCAAAUAUUUUGCUGAAGAAGACAAUUUCGUAUUUUGUGAAGAUGUACCUGGAUUGAUGGCUGCAAUGGGAUUACAAAAUUAUGUUUCCAGUUAG
This is a messenger RNA of Psylliodes chrysocephalus, 495 nucleotides long. The record is from the annotation of a GenBank genome assembly. Lineage: Eukaryota; Metazoa; Arthropoda; Insecta; Coleoptera; Chrysomelidae.